AUGCAGAAGGGGGCGCGUACGGUCCCCAUGGGCGUCAUCACCGCGGAGCCGCUGCAUGCGGCCUCAAAGAAGUUGAAGUUCGCCACGCGGGUCUCCACGUUGGGGAAGACGGCGCCCCGCAAGUCGGCGAAGAAGAGCGAGCCGGUGGGGCUCAAGACGGGCGGCAGCCAGAGCGGCAUGGUGUUCAACAAGGGCUUCGGGCAGCACAUCCUGAAGAACCCCCUCGUCAUCACCGCCAUCGUCGAGAAGGCGGCGAUUAAGCCCACCGACGUGGUGUUAGAAAUCGGCCCUGGCACGGGGAACCUCACCGAGAAGCUGCUGCAGGCCUCGAAGCGGGUGAUUGCCUUCGAGGUGGACCCCCGCAUGGUGGCGGAGCUCAACAAACGCUUUCAAAACACCCCGCUGGCCUCGAAGUUGCAGGUGAUCCGGGGCAACUGCCUCGACCACGAGUUCCCCUACUUUGACAAGUGCGUGGCGAAUGUGCCGUACGCCAUUUCCUCCGCCCUCGUCUUUAAGCUGCUGAAGAAGCCGACGUUUAAGUGCGCUGUGCUGAUGUUUCAGCGCGAGUUUGCCCUGCGCGUCUGCGCCCAGCCCGGCGCCGAGGCGUACUGCCGUCUCUCGGUCAACGCCCAGCUGCUGGCGCGCUGCAGCCACCUGAUGAAGAUCAGCAAGAAUAGCUUCAACCCCCGCCCAAGGUGGAGUCCAGCGUGA
Trypanosoma conorhini is the source of this 711-nucleotide messenger RNA. RefSeq names its product ribosomal rRNA adenine dimethylase family protein. The record is from RefSeq and is a predicted model, not a curated record. NCBI's taxonomy places the organism in Eukaryota, Euglenozoa, Kinetoplastea, Trypanosomatida, Trypanosomatidae. Gene Ontology annotation, molecular function: rRNA (adenine-N6,N6-)-dimethyltransferase activity. Gene Ontology annotation, cellular component: mitochondrial matrix. Gene Ontology annotation, biological process: rRNA methylation. Bases 1 to 711 code for a protein of 236 amino acids. The transcript has a single exon.